AACAAAUUCUCCAUGUUUAUAUUUCGCUGACCACCGAUCGAGAACGUAUUUUUCGAAUAGUAAGCUUUGUAUUUCUAAGGCUUGGCCUCUUGAGUCAAAAUAUAACAUCCAAAGAAUUUGCUAGAGUUGCGAAGGCGAGCAGAUCUUGUUUAUUUUGACGAAGAGCUCUUUGCAUAUGGAUGUGGCCAUUGGUCAAAUAUGACCUGCACUGAAGCGAGGGAAUUCUUGUCAGCAUAAUAACACGAUUUUUUCAAACGUAACUAUAUACUUUCUUUGCGGCGAAUGUAAUGCUGAGCAAGGAUAUGGACGUGGUCAUUUCUGAAGUUGUCAUGGAAGGAGUAUUGGCAUGAAUCGGCUGCUUUCUGUGGUUGUAAAUCCCUGGCGAAAAUGGAUGACCGGACAGAUUCAGAUCACGAUGGUGUUCUCUCAGAUGACCAACCUCCACAUGCGACAGUAUGCAAAAAGAUGGAGAAGCUUAUAAAUCAGAUGCAAGACGAAAAAGCUGGAGUACCCAUCAGAACAGUAAAAAGCUUCAUGUCCAAGAUUCCAAGUGUUUUUACUGGGAGUGACCUAGUCGAUUGGAUCAUGGGCAAUAUUGCCAUUGAGGAAAGAGGGGCUGCAGUGCACCUGGCUUCACUCCUCGCAGCAUAUGGUUACAUCUUCUCUAUCACUGAUCACCACUUGAUGGUGAAAGAUGAUGCUUCUUACUAUAGGUUUCAGACACCAUUCUUUUGGUUAUCAAAUAACUGGGAACCUGAGAAUGUGGAUUAUGCUGUGUAUUUGUGUAAAAGAACGAUGCAAAAUAAGUCCAGACUGGAAUUAGAUGAUUAUGAAGCAGAAAACCUUGCGAAGCUACAAAGAACGUUGUCGCGGAAAUGGGAAUUUAUAUUUAUGCAAGCGGAGGCACAAGCAAAGGUUGAUAAGAAGAGGGACAAAAUGGAAAGACAAAUAUUGGAUAGCCAGGAGAGAGCAUUUUGGAAUGUUCAUAGACCGCCGCCAGGUUGUGUGUCGGUAACAGAAAUAGAUAUAAAAAAGGCUUGUAAAGCGGUGGACUCAUCACCGACCGCAAAAAGGAAGGUGAACUUUCUACAAGAGGAUUCGUCAAUGUCAUUGUCGUCCUUGUCUGCGCUGGAUUUUAUCCAGAGGUGUGAACAGUAUGCAGAAUAUGAUGCAUUUAUUUGGGCGCCAGAGCCGUCAAAUCCAUGGAUAUCUGAUGAUAUCACACUCUGGGAGCAAGACAAGAGUUUACAUUACGUUCCUCCAAAGCGUGUGAAACAAUGGGCGUUCUCAUUAUCAGAACUUCUUGCUGAUCCUUUGGGCAGAAGACAUUUUGCGCGCUUUUUGGAAAAAGAAAUUAGCGCUGAAAAUCUAGGAUUUUGGCUAGCUUGUGAGAAACUCAAAGCAACGCCGAUACGGAAUGUGCCAAGUAAAGCUCAAGAAAUUUUUAACGAGUAUUUAUCUGAUAGUGCAACGUCUCCGAUUAACGUGGACUGCAAGACAAGAGAAGAAGUGGAGUUAAAUCUAAAAAAUCCCGGCCGAUAUAUGUUUGACUCCGCUCAGGAUCACAUAUUUCAGCUGAUGAAAUCCGACAGCUAUCGGCGUUUUAUCCGCUGUGAUCAGUAUAAAGAACUCCUUAAGGCUCCUGCGAAUAAACAGAAAAGCCCACUACCCACAAAACCACUACAGAAUCUUGCGCGGAUUGCUGGGAAGACAUGACGCAAGGCCUUCUGGAUAAAUUGAAUUCACCGUCCUUCUAGUCGUUAAAUUAUGCAAUUAAGCAUAUCAUGGAAUGUGUGUUGAAAUAUCCUCUGUUAGUUUUCCCAGAACCGAGAACUUGAAAAUUUAUAUGGUUUUCUUGAUCAAUUUGUUGUCAACUAAAAUUCUAACUGUGAUCAUCAUAUCCUCGGGACGGACCAUUAGAACUAAAUUUCUUAGGGGAGGAAAGGAUGGAGGAAUUUGUUUGUUUGUUUGUAUUUCCUCUUUUAUCCCUGGUAAGGUAACUUCUUAUUGACCAAACGUGAGGGCCAUACUGGCGAAUAUUGGUGCGAGGUCGUGGAAGUACGGUCUAAGCGCAGCGAUGUCGGUACAAAAUCUACCGAGGGCCAAUGUUUCAGUCGUUCAGUUGUUUAUUAUAUGGUACUCAGACCAAACUUGUUUAUUUUGAAUUAUCCGACUUUUUCAUUCAAGAUUACGUGGCUUACGACCGUUGCUUUGGAAACAAAAUACCAAUUAAGUAAAGAACCAAUCAGAACGCUCGGAUUUGCCUCAAGACUACCUUGACAUAUAAUAAUUUUAUUUAUUUCAUCCUCGUCUUCAUCCCUAAAAUUUUUUCUAGUUGACUGUCCCUCAUUUAUCUGUUCAAGGUCCGCGGAAUUCUGCAGAGUUUAGCCGAACGGAGUGUUAGCGCUGCUUGCGCUGAAUUGUCACGAAUGUUGCGUUACCUCGUGACGUCCAAUGCAACAUAGUCGUCAUCAGUUAGGUGUGAAAGUUAGAUCGCCUCUAGUACAACGCGAAGGUUUUCACAUUUGAUUUAGUUCCAAAACUCGUUGUGCCUGACAUGACAAUAAGAAGCAAUUUAAGAGUAUUUGUAUUUUUUUUAUCGAGGGGCAGGCGCAGGCUUACUUCAUGCAUUUCAGUUUCAGUGAUGUUCAAAAGUAAAUUUUAGUUCAAAUGAUGCUUCGGGAUUCUUUGUUCCUUAUCCAAAAUACGAAACAGUGACGAUUAUGGUUGACGCGAAAUUUUGCCGCCGAAACGAUUAUUUUGAUGAAAACAAUUAUGCCUGUUAGAGAAGCUAGCCUUUUUUUUAUUUUCUUUUAGUAUUUUUUAUCUCUAGUGAAUUGUAAAUACUCCUCUUGCGACCGCUUUUUGGUUGUCACGCAAUGUUCCUGGAUGUAGCAAUCUGUCAAGCAAGCGUCGAGUCACGCUACAACAAACGCCUCGGAAGUCUUGGCAAGAUACAAGAAUGGAUUAAUACAAUGAUUGUACUAGUGAUGAAAAGUAAUGGAAAUGUUUGAAGCAUUAUUGAUAAUUAUUAAUUAUUAAUGUAUUGAGAUGUCUAUGACUUCACUGUCGUAAAGUGAUUGAAAUUGGUUAUUUAACUUAACAGAAUUUAUUGUGACGAUAAUUCAGAGUGAUUUAUUACGAGAAGUAUUCUUGAAUAAAAUGAAAAUAGAACGUUUUUUAAAA
Messenger RNA from Pocillopora damicornis (cauliflower coral), 3186 nucleotides. RefSeq names its product regulator of G protein signaling 7. Gene Ontology annotation, cellular component: cytoplasm. The record is from RefSeq and is a predicted model, not a curated record. NCBI's taxonomy places the organism in Eukaryota, Metazoa, Cnidaria, Anthozoa, Scleractinia, Pocilloporidae. Gene Ontology annotation, molecular function: GTPase activator activity. Gene Ontology annotation, biological process: positive regulation of GTPase activity; G protein-coupled receptor signaling pathway; regulation of G protein-coupled receptor signaling pathway.